Molecule: messenger RNA, 2011 nt
Organism: Pomacea canaliculata
Lineage: Eukaryota; Metazoa; Mollusca; Gastropoda; Architaenioglossa; Ampullariidae
Exons: 10
Coding region: 164-1465 (433 amino acids)
Source: RefSeq, a predicted model, not a curated record
GCAGGCUGUCAGACUCUCUGCUCUAUAAUCAACUGUCAAGAAGAGUCAGUUGGAUAAAAUAGCAUGUGAUAUUACACAGAGAGUAAAGACAUCGGCAUUAGCGAGGACUAAGACUGUUUGUGUGUUGCCACCCUGUACUGCAUCUGGCCGGUCACGUGAUGUGAUGGCGCGUCUUCUGCUGGGACUGGGUGUCCUGCUCUGUGCGGGGUGCGGGACUUCAGGAAUCCGAAUAAUCAACUGUAACAACAACAAGGUAGAAAUAUUUGAAGACUCACCUGCUCCAGUCACGUGUGGAGACAUCACCAGUACAGCCGAUGUUAUUUGGAGACUAAAAAAUGGAUUAAUGAUCGGAGUGUGUAAAGCUGACGGUACCUGUAGUCCUGGUGCUGCCUUGUACAACGACUACAGACUCAGCAGGUCACCGCAGUCCACGGAGAGUCAGCUGACCCUUGUCCCUGAUUACCGACGUCACGCGGGUCGCACGGUCACGUGUCAGGACACAGUGAGUGGUUCCACAGCCUCCUGUACUCUCGUCAUCAGACGUCACUCUGAGCUCAGUGAGUGUCACGUGACCACCAACCCUGUGGACGGGACUGUGUCAGGUUCAUGUCGUGUACAACAAGCUUUCUCCUCUGAUAACAUCUACACCUGUACAUGGACACGAAACGAUGGACGAACUUUUGGAGGGUUUGAAAACAAUCGUGUAAGGGCAAGGUGUUCAUUCAUCAAUGCACCUUUGAAACGAGAGAAUGGAGUCUACACCUACACCAUAGUUGUCUUCCCCCCGCCUGUAGUUGCAUUCUCAAAAACCAUCAGAAAAGUUUCAGAUCCCAAUAAACUCAUUGCUGUACAAAGAUCAGAUUCUACCCGUAAACUAUCGGACUACACAAAGUGGAUCAUCUCUGGCGUCAUCACCGCUAUCAUCGUCGCUCUUCUUAUCGUUGUCAAUUAUUUUAUCACCAGUCGACACAAGUACACAGGAUUAUGGUACAACAAGAAUUGGUUUAAGCAAAAUUACCCACAGACUAGUCUUGGUGACCACUCCGGUGACACAGCAGUUGACCAGUCUACAGGUUUUUCGGAUCUUGUGUCUGCGUAUGAUUUGACCUCCCGUCAAGAAGACAGGGGAAACCCGGGGACAGGGCUUCGUCGUAAAGCCCAAUUAGUGGCAAGAGAAUUGCAACUGCACUUGGAUUUAACUUCCCCUUCUGAUAACCAUGGUAACCAAGACAUCCAGGUCAGAAACACCGUCGAGGAUGGCGCUAUAACACACCUGACAGAUGUCAACGUGUAUGAGAACCUCCAGACAGCUUCAGACCAAACAUACGACACAGCGCGUGCACCUGAGGAAGACCAUCAAUACGCUGACCUCAAGGUGAAGGCUAGGGGUAAAGUCAAGGUCACAAAAACAGGUCUGCCGUAUGGUGAGGAAAGGGACAGCACCGUCUACAAUAAUGUUUUAUGAGACCACGGAAGAUAAACAUUCUGAAAAUAUGCAUAUUCAACGACUUUGUGACUUCGUUUUAUUUUUGUUUUCUAUCUAUUUAAAAUACAAAUUAGUUUGUAAGUUUGUAAGUUACUAUUGAAGAUGAACGAGAAGUGGUUAAAAAUAUUGACAGAUUUUUUAAAAAUCAAUUAAGCUUCUGAAAGAAGCUAGUUCAUGUUAACCCAACAUUGACAGUGUUGUUUGUGGUCAUUCUAUGUGAAUUUGUUCAAGAAGGUCAAGGUUUCAAGAAACAUGACAAUAGUUAACAAUACUUCUUUAUAACACCAUUUUAUACAUUUGCAUUCACACUCAGUCCAAUGUUGUAGUGGUUGAAUAAUUGUAAUUUGAUUACUGAAAAGUCAAACUGUUAAAAACAGCUGACCAAAAUACAAGUAUUUAUUGCUGUUAUUAAAUGAACUGCAUGCUGCUUGCAGCACAACAAUUAGUCAUACAUUUGAAUCAUCCUAACCGUUCUAUUGUUAAUUUGACUGAAAAAUAAAUGGGUAACUCCUUUCUAUCACACUG